This is a messenger RNA of Acanthopagrus latus (yellowfin seabream), 2412 nucleotides long. RefSeq names its product protein FAM171B-like. The transcript is spliced from 8 exons. Lineage: Eukaryota; Metazoa; Chordata; Actinopteri; Spariformes; Sparidae. Bases 121 to 2049 code for a protein of 642 amino acids. The record is from RefSeq and is a predicted model, not a curated record.
UGGUGGUGGUGGUGGUGGUGAUGAUGUUGACGGUGACGCUUCUCGGGCUGUAGAUGGAAACUGGAGUCGUGACGAGCAGAAAAAAAAAGUGCCGCCGAUCAUCCACUCAGCUGAAAAGUCAUGCGGCUUCUGUUCUGCGUGUUGUCUGCGCUGGUUCUGGUUUCGUGCGGGGACGGGAGCGAGUCCACAGUCCCGACCCGACACUCUGUGCAUACCAACGACCGGAACUUUUCACAGCGGGAUCACGUGAAGGAGCAGGAGUCCUCUCAGCCCCGACAGCAACAACAAGUCCUGCUGGGUCCAACUUCAGGUUCUGCCUUUGACCUAAAGGUGCAGGUCGAUGACGCGCUGACUCGUCAGCAGCUGAGCCAGGCAUCGGUGGAGGUCUACGUCAACUAUACCAGGAUCAGCACAGCUCUUACUGGGGAGGACGGCAGCGUCUUGCUUCAUGUGCCUCACCAAACUGGGAUGCAGAUCGCAGUCGUGGCCAGCAAGGACGGCUACAUUUGCACACUGCUGCCUUGUAAAACUGACAGAACGCCAAUAUUUUCAUCUGUCACCAUGUCACUGCUGGGUCGGACUCAGGGGAACAUCUGGCUCUUUGAGGAUUCUGUCCUGAUCACGGGCAAAACAUCUGAUGCCUCGUCGCGGCCCGUCGUCCAGUUUCCUAAGAGCCUGCUGAACCUGACAGACGGCAGUAAUGUCACCUCUGUUAAAGCGUACCUGACCGUUCCCAAGCUGCCGUCAGAGGACGACAACUAUCUGAACACACUGGGCAUCAUGAGCAGAAAAUCAGGAUACGUCAGUGUGGAGUUGAGUCCCGUGGCGGCCGUCAGUGUGCAGCUUUUCUCAGGAGACAUGGAGUUACAUGUGAGUGGACCCGUAGAGAUCAGCCUCAGCCUCCCUGACAGCUCUGGACUCCAGGCUUCCAGCGUUGUUCCAGCCUGGUUCUUCAACCGGACGACCGGUGGGUGGAUGAGAAAAGGUCUGGGGUCGGUGGCGUCAUCGGAAGGAAAACUCGUGUGGACGUUCACAGCUCCUCACCUUGGUUACUGGAUAGCAGCGCCUCUUUCUCCAACCAGACGGUUCUUUGGACUUCACAUCCCCGUCGACUUCGUCUUGCAGCAUUCGUCUCUGCUGAUUGUAAUCCUCGGAGGAAUGCUCGUAAUUGUCACCUGUCUUCUGGUUGUGUUACUGUGUAAUCGCAGUGAAACUCAAAGAAAAAAGAUCCUCCCUGUGAUGAGCAGAGACCAAACCACCUCCACCUGCGAUGAAGACGAGGAAGGAGAAAAGGGGGAAAAUCUGCACGACGUCAUAUCCAACCCCAAUGCUGUGGCCAUUGCGGUGGACUGUAACGACCUGGAGCUCAACGAUCUGAACGGUUUUGACAAAUCGACGCAGCAGAUCAGAGUUCCGGCCUCUCUGACCGACAGCUUGUUUUUCUACAACCAGCCUGUCGCCAUCCUUCACGCUCCGGCGUUCUUCCAUCUGGACGAGCAGCCGGAUGAACCCCAGUGGAGCAGAUCGGCCACUCUUCCUCGCACCGGGGCGACAAACGGCGCCGCCAACGAGAGCAAAGACAGCUUCACCCAGACGGCCCCAAAAGGCUCCUCCGCCAACCAGAGCCAGGCGGAGGAAACUGAGGACCAGCUUGGGGUUUUAGAGGGCUCUCAGGCAGCAGCGUCCACAAAGACAUCCAGGGGUCACUUCAACCUCCCGGAGUCGGCUUCCGUCCCAGGAACUUUAAAUAACAUCCGGGGCGGCAGACACUCUGUGCACACCCUGGCAGAACUUUCUAAAAUCCCGUCACUUCAGCCUCCUCGGGCCUGGUUUGUGUCACUGGAGGGGAAACCUGCGGCGGAGAUCCAUUACGCCGUGUCGGAGCAGCAGAGGAGACGGAGGCCGGUGGAGAGUCGAGAGACGAGCCUGGACUCGGGAGUGGAUAUGAGCGAACUGAACCAGACGCCUGGAAGGAGGGCCGUGACGCUGGAGCGCAACGCCACGUUUGUUAAAAGCUCAUCCGGCAGUAAAGAAGCAGCUCCACAGUGACUCGACAGUCCUCUGAGUCUGAGGAUCAGCAGCAUCAGCUCCAUCUGUGACAAAUAACCUUCAUUUUACACAUAUAUUAAUGUUAAAGUGCCAAUCAGGACGGUUUUCAACAGGAGCGUGUGGACGUUACAUCUGAGCUCCGUCUCUUCUGUCUCAUUUUCACACUGAUGAUUUAUUCAACACCUCCAUAAUAAACAGUCAUUAACUUUUAUCCCCUCAGUGUUAACAGGCUGUCAUGGCGAACUUAACAUGACUGAUAUUUUUAUAUUUAAUGAUGUAGUUUGAUUUGUUUGUGCAUGUUGUUUGUGAAUGUGAUCAUGAAGUGAAUCAUUUCAUCAUAUUUUAAUUAAAAACUGGACCUUU